Messenger RNA from Loxodonta africana (African savanna elephant), 1302 nucleotides. RefSeq names its product divergent protein kinase domain 2B (gene DIPK2B). The transcript is spliced from 5 exons. The record is from RefSeq and is a predicted model, not a curated record. The coding region runs from base 1 to 1302 and encodes 433 amino acids. NCBI's taxonomy places the organism in Eukaryota, Metazoa, Chordata, Mammalia, Proboscidea, Elephantidae.
AUGGAGCCCAGGCUGGGGCCCGAGACUGCCACCAUCUGCCCAGGCUGGCCGUCCCUGCUGCUGUGGUUCUCAGCCCUGAGCUCUUCUUUUUCCUCACCAGUUUCUCUCUCUCCUUCUCUGGUGCCCCGAGUCCGAAGCAGCUACAAUUCUGGAAGGACAUUCCUUGGGCUUGAUAAAUGCAAUGCCUGCAUCGGGACAUCUAUUUGCAAGAAGUUCUUUAAAGAAGAAAUAAGGUUUGGCAACUGGCUGGCUUCCCCCCUCCAACUUCCUCCUGACUACUUGCCUUCUUACCCUGCCAAUUACUCAGAUGAUUCCAAAACCUGGCGCCCUGUGGAGAUCACUAGGUUGGUCAGCAAAUACCAAAAUGAACUCUCUGACAGGAGAAUCUGUGCCUCCGCAUCAGCCCCAAAGACCUGCAGCAUUGAGCGAGUCCUGCGGAAAACUGGGAGGUUCCAGAAAUGGCUGCAGGCCAAGCGCCUCACGCCAGACCUGGUGCAGGGCCUGCCCAGCCCCCUUUUGCGUUGCCCGUCGCAGCGACUCCUGGACCGCGUGGUCCGUCGGUAUGCUGAGGUGGCAGACGCCGGCAGCAUCUUCAUGGACCACUUCACCGACCGCGACAAGCUGCGACUGCUCUACACGCUGGCAGUCAACGCGCACCCCAUCCUUCUACAGAUCUUCCCUGGGGCAGAGGGAUGGCCGCUGCCCAAGUAUCUGGGCUCCUGUGGCAGAUUCCUUGUCAGCACCAGCACCAGACCACUGCAGGAAUUCUAUGGUGCACCCCCAGACCAGGCAGCCGACCUCGCCUACCAGCUCCUUGGUGUCCUGGAGUCUCUGAGGAACAACGAUUUGAACUAUUUCUUCUACUUCACCCACAUCGAUGCAGGCAUGUUUGGCAUCUUCAGCAACGGGCAUCUGUUCAUCCGGAAUGCCAGCACACUGGGUGUCAUUGACAAGCAGGAAGGCAGCCAGGUAGCCACCAGGGCAGAAGAGAAUAAAGACAUCUUUAGCUGCCUGGUUUCUGGCUGCCAGGCCGAGCUGCCCUCCUGUAAUGCCAUCCCAGAGAAGCAGAGCCUGGUGCUGGUGUGUCGGCAGUUGCUGCCCCGACUUCUCCAGGGGAAAUUCCCUUCCCCCGUGCAGGAGGAGAUAGAUGCUGCGCUCACUCAGUGUGCGGAGGGUACUCGCCCAGAUCCUGAAGUCCUGGGGGCCGCCAGCCGGCUGAAGGACAUCUUGAGGCCCCUGAGGACCUGUGACCCCAGAUUUGCUUACCGCUACCCAGACUGCAGGUAUAAUGCUAAGUUCUGA